AGACAUGUCGCUCUUUAAUGCACCAUUCUUCAAAUUGACCGGGGAUGCGGUCACGGAUGGUACAUCCGCCGUCAACUACAUAUGUCCUUGACAUGAUUCAGUCCUCCUGGCUCAAAUAGUAGCUAUCACAGAUUGAUUGCAUGUUCAAAUAUGGAAGGGGCUUCCGCAGCAGCUAGCGUCUUUGGUGUCAUAUAACUCACCGGCAGCGUUGUGAAAAUAUGUGGUGGCUAUCUUCAAGAGAUGAAAUAUGCUCGAAUAAUAUCGUUGCUUUACAGCGAUUUAUUACGGGCCUUGAAGGGGCUGUUAAGAAACUCUUUGAGUUACUUCAUGGCCUCAUAUCACAAAGCUUCCCACUCCCUCGUUGCUAAUCAAUUAUGUCACCGACUCUUUCUGAACUCGGAGCCCUGGAAAAUCAAGAUUGAUCCUGGGAGAGAAAAGGGCAUGAUGAGAAGACUCGGACUUCCAGCACACAGAUGGCCUUUGAGACGCACAGAGGUGUACAGAAUCAUCCAUGUUCUCGGGAGGUGUAAACCAUCUUCAACUUGUCUUUGCAGAUCGACAAAAUACUCAUAUAUGGAUCAACAUGAGGAUGAAUCUCCUCCGGUACCCAAACAGAGCUCCCUCAUUAGACCACAAAAUUGGUCAUGUCACUACAAGGUAGAUGCAUAUAUUAGCUAAAUCCUGUGGCUGGGACAGGAGAAAUCGACUAUCUCCCGCAACAGUGGCAAAUCCUUGAAAGAGGCCAAGCUCUUAGAAGCAAGCUUCUUCUUCCCGAGGGGCGGGGGAUGCCGAGGUAGUAUCUGUCUCUGGAAUUUUAUCAUAGGGGCCUUGCAGUGAAUGCUUGGAGACUAUUUAGAAAUUAGGUUAAUUC
Molecule: messenger RNA, 871 nt
Organism: Aspergillus welwitschiae
Lineage: Eukaryota; Fungi; Ascomycota; Eurotiomycetes; Eurotiales; Aspergillaceae
Exons: 2
Coding region: 241-678 (145 amino acids)
Source: RefSeq, a predicted model, not a curated record